Molecule: messenger RNA, 2559 nt
Organism: Apodemus sylvaticus (European woodmouse)
Lineage: Eukaryota; Metazoa; Chordata; Mammalia; Rodentia; Muridae
Product: vomeronasal type-2 receptor 116-like
Exons: 6
Coding region: 1-2559 (852 amino acids)
Biological process (GO): G protein-coupled receptor signaling pathway
Cellular component (GO): membrane
Molecular function (GO): G protein-coupled receptor activity
Source: RefSeq, a predicted model, not a curated record
AUGUUCAUCUUGAUGGUAGUCCCCUUCCUUCUCAGCUAUCCACUUCUCAUGGCCAAUUACGUUGAUCCCAGGUGCUUUUGGAGAAUAAAUCUGAACGAAGUUGAGGAUAAAGAUUUGGAUGUAACUUGUUCCUUCAUUCUUGGGGCAGUUCCUUCAUCUAUGGAGAAAAGUUAUUUCAACCAGACUCUGGAUAUCCUAAAAAUCACUAAAAACCACAAAUAUGCUUUGGCAUUGGCAUUUUCAAUGGAUGAAAUCAACAGGAAUCCUGACCUUUUACCAAAUAUGUCUUUGAUUAUAAAAUACGCUUUGGGCCAUUGUGAUGGAAGAACUCUAACACCUACACCUUAUUUAUUUCAUGAAAAAAAUGAAAUGCCUAUUCCUAAUUACUUAUGUAAUGAAGAGACAAUGUGUUCAUUUCUGCUUACAGGACCCUAUUGGGAAACAUCUUAUACUUUCUGGAUAUACCUGAACACAUUUGUAUCUCCACGUUUCCUUCAGUUUGCCUAUGGACCUUUCCAUUCCAUUUUCAGUGAUGAUGAACAAUUUCCCUAUCUCUAUCAGAUGGAACCAAAGGACACAUCUCUAGCAUUGGCAAUGGUCUCCUUCAUAGUUUACUUCAACUGGAACUGGGUAGGCCUUGUCAUCUCAAAUGAUGAUCAAGGUCAACAGUUUUUCUCAGAGUUGCAAAAAGAAAGCAAAAUCAAGGAAAUUUGCUUUGCCUUUGUGAACAUGAUGUCAGGCUCUGAGAUUUCAUUCUUUGAAAAAAUUGAAAUUUACUACAAACUAAUUGUGAUGUCAUCCACAAAUGUUAUUAUCAUUUAUGGGGAAACAUACAGUAUUAUUGAAUUGGGAUUAAGAAUGUGGGAAUCUCCAGUUAUACAGAGAAUAUGGGUCACCACCAAACAAUGGAAUUUCCCUACCAGUAAGAGAGACUUAACCCAUGGCACAUUCUUUGGGACUUUUACUUUUUUACACCACCAUGGUGAGAUUUCUGGCUUUAAAAAUUUUGCAAAGACCUGGAGCCAUCUAAGAAGCUCAGAUUUAUAUUUAGUAAUGCCAGAGUGGAAGUACUUUAACUAUGAAGCCUCAGCACCUAACUGUAAAAUACUGAAGAACUAUUCAUCCAAUGCCACAUUGGAAUGGCUAAAGGAACACACAUUUGACAUGUCCUUUAGUGAUGUUAGUCAUAACAUAUACAAUGCUGUGUAUGCCAUGGCCCAUUCACUCCAUCAGGUGAAUCUGCAUCAGGUUGAUAAUCAGGCGAUAGCCAAUGGGAAAGGAGCCAGUUCUCACUGCUUGAAGAUUAAUUCCAUUCUGAGAAAGACCCACUUCAUUAAUUCUCUUGGGGACGAAGUGAUUAUGAAACAGAGAGUAAUGCUGAAGGAAGACUAUGACAUUUUUCACUUUGGGAAUCUCUCUCAACGCCUUGGGUUUAAGGUGAAGAUAGGAACUUUCAGCCCAUAUUUUCCACAUGGUCAACACAUUCACUUAUAUGGAAACAUGAUUGACUUGGCCACAGGAAGUAGAAAGAUGCCAUCCUCUGUGUGCACUGCAGAUUGUGGUCUUGGAUUUAGAAGAUUCUGGAAGGAGGGCAUGGCAGCCUGCUGUUUUGUUUGUCGCCCCUGCCCUGAAAAUGAAAUUUCUAAUGAAACAAAUAUGGACCAAUGUGUGAAUUGUCCAGAAUACCAGUAUGCCAACACAGAACACAACAAAUGCAUUCAGAAAGGUGUGAUGUUUCUAAGCUAUGAAGACACUUUGGGGAUGGCUCUUGCCUUAAUAGCCUUCUGUUUCUCUGCAUUCACAGCUUUGGUACUCUGUGUCUUUGUCAAGCACCAUGAGACUCCUAUUGUGAAGGCCAAUAACAGAAUCCUCAGCUACCUAUUACUCAUGUCACUCAUGUUCUGUUUCCUGUGCUCCUUUUUCUUCAUUGGCCAUCCUAACAGAGCGACCUGUAUCUUGCAGCAAAUCACAUUUGGAAUUGUGUUCACUGUGGCUCUUUCCACAGUUCUGGCCAAAACAAUCACUGUGGUUCUGGCUUUCAAAGACACAGACCCAGGAAGAAGGUUGAGAAACUUCCUAGUAUCUGGGACACCCAACUACAUUAUCCCCAUAUGUUCUCUAUUCCAAUGUAUUCUGUGUGCAAUAUGGCUAGCAGUUUCUCCUCCCUUCGUUGAUAUUGAUGAACACUCUGAGCAUGGCCACAUCAUCCUUUGGUGCAACAAGGGCUCAGUUACUGCAUUCUACUGUGUCCUGGGAUACUUGGCCUGCCUGGCCCUUGGAAGUUUCACAGUGGCUUUCUUGGCCAAGAAUCUCCCUGACAGAUUCAACGAGGCCAAGUUCUUGACCUUCAGCAUGCUGGUGUUCUGCAGUGUCUGGGUCACCUUCCUCCCUGUCUACCAUAGCACCAAGGGUAAGGGCAUGGUUGCUGUGGAGAUCUUCUCCAUCUUGGCAUCUAGUGCAGGGAUGCUUGGAUGCAUCUUUGCACCCAAGGUCUACAUAAUUUUAAUGAGACCAGAGAGAAAUUCUAUCCAAAAGGUUAGGGAGAAAUCAUAUCUCUGA